AUGGUCUUGGCUUUGCUUGCGCCCGGAGCACUGGGCUCGCCUAUGAAUGUCAAGCAGGAAGGAUAUGCCAGCGGCAAGGCUCUCACGGCCAAGUACGACAUGUAUCCUGGCGAUACUAGUGACUUCAACCAAGCACACUUCACUUUCCAGCUGGCCUGGGAUUCAGCGUACGCUUCAGCUCUGCAUAUGCAGCAGAAGCUAACAGGCUUAUCGGACGAUACUACUAUGGCGCCCUGCUUAGCUGCGAUGAUGAUAAUGACAGGUUCGAGUGCGGUGCGGCUUAGAUCGCUCAUGGCGGUGUCGAGGACGCUCGACGGUCUGAUUGGUACUUUGCUGGACCGGAUUCAGAUGCUACCAUCCGCCUUUCACACAAGGCUGACGGCACACUGA
Molecule: messenger RNA, 390 nt
Organism: Mixia osmundae IAM 14324
Lineage: Eukaryota; Fungi; Basidiomycota; Mixiomycetes; Mixiales; Mixiaceae
Exons: 2
Coding region: 1-390 (129 amino acids)
Source: RefSeq, a predicted model, not a curated record